AUGCUGUCCAUGAGCGCGGUGUCCGCUAAGCAGGGCGGCUUCAGCCUGCAGGGCGCCCUGCCUGCGGGGAGCGACGCCCUGCGCCGCGCCUGCAUCGCUCACAGCGCCCUCCAGGGCGAGAUCCUGGCUGGCCUGGAGGGAAACGCGCUUCUCGCAGCCGCCGACUCAGCAGCAGCAGCCGCGGUCGGCAAGAGGCAGCAGCAGCAGCACCCGCAUCAUCAUCAUCAGCAUCAUCAUCAGCACCAUCAGCAGCAGCAGCAUCAUCAUCAGCAGCAACACCAUCACCACCUGCUCCCCGCCUUCAAGGGCGACUCCGCCGCAGCCGCCGCCGCGUUCAGCGCCGCCGUGAUGAACACCGCGGUGCCGUGCUCCGCCUCCUCCUCCUCCGCGCACGGCUCCGUGCUGGGCUCGCACCACCACCACCAUCACCACCACCACCACGGCCACCAGGCCCUGGACGGGGACCUCCUGGACCACCUCCCGCACGGACUCUCCUCUCUCUCCGGCGGCAUCGGAGGUGCCGACUCGGCUGCGGCCGCCGCCGCCGCUGCGGCCGCAGCUGCAGCGGCCGCAGCGGCGGCGGCGGCGCACAUCCCCGGGAUGGGCCACAUGCACCCGGCGGCCAUGGGACUGGGGGUCCCGCACGGGAUGGGCCCCCACCACGGGGGCAUGGGGGGAGGCAUGGGCGACAUCGACACGGACCCGCGCGAGCUGGAGGCGUUCGCGGAGCGCUUCAAGCAGCGGCGCAUCAAGCUAGGCGUGACGCAGGCCGACGUGGGCUCGGCGCUGGGCAACCUCAAGAUCCCGGGCGUGGGCUCGUUGAGCCAGAGCACCAUCUGUCGCUUCGAGUCGCUCACGCUGUCGCACAACAACAUGAUCGCGCUCAAGCCCAUCCUGCAGGCGUGGCUCGAGGAGGCCGAGAAGGCGGCGCGCGGCCGUCAGCUCAAGCCUGAGCUGUUCAGCGGCAGCGGCGGCGGCGAGCGGAGGCGCAAGCGCACGGCCAUCGCGGGGCCCGAGCGACGCUCCCUGGAGGCCUACUUCGCCGUGCAGCCGCGGCCCUCGUCCGAGAAGAUCGCGGCCAUCGCCGAGAAGCUGGACCUCAAGAAGAACGUGGUGCGCGUGUGGUUCUGCAACCAGAGACAGAAGCAGAAGCGAAUGAAGUUCGCCGCGUCGCACUGAGUGGGCGCCGUGCCCUGGGGGCAGGGGGGGCGGUGGCGGCGGCGCCCCGGGGGCUUCGCCCACGUUGACAUUUGGUGAUGAUGGCACAAGGUAACCCGACUCCCUCCACCGCGCUCCCACGGCGACUCCCGUCGUCGCACGGCGAGAGAGGCUCGCGGCGCGGGGUUGGAGGGACGGCGCGAGAAGGGCGGCGCUGGU
Messenger RNA from Lethenteron reissneri (Far Eastern brook lamprey), 1377 nucleotides. Its product is annotated as POU domain, class 4, transcription factor 2-like. The record is from RefSeq and is a predicted model, not a curated record. Gene Ontology annotation, molecular function: DNA-binding transcription factor activity, RNA polymerase II-specific; RNA polymerase II cis-regulatory region sequence-specific DNA binding. NCBI's taxonomy places the organism in Eukaryota, Metazoa, Chordata, Hyperoartia, Petromyzontiformes, Petromyzontidae. Gene Ontology annotation, biological process: regulation of transcription by RNA polymerase II.